Messenger RNA from Paralichthys olivaceus (Japanese flounder), 1714 nucleotides. RefSeq names its product gsg1-like (gene gsg1l). Lineage: Eukaryota; Metazoa; Chordata; Actinopteri; Pleuronectiformes; Paralichthyidae. The record is from RefSeq and is a predicted model, not a curated record. Gene Ontology annotation, cellular component: plasma membrane.
GAAAGGGAGAGAGAGAGAUAAUUGGAAAGAGCGAGGGGGGAUAGGAGGGAGAGAGAGAGAAUUGGAGGGAGAGAAGCUCUCCUCUCAGCGUCACGGCUCCUCAGUGAUCCUCCUUCUCUCCGACAGUUCACCGUCUUCUCUCUUUCACUGGAGGCGUCAGCUCGUGUGGACGGAUGAGGACAGGGAUCGCUUCCAGUUUCUCGUCUCUCCUCGGACCGCCCGCGGUCACCUCUCUGCGCUCUGAGCUCAAACUGGCAGAGGAGAGCUCACACAGACGGAGCAGAGACGUGCGUAAAGUCCGCUGUGCGCCCUGGCCGCGCCAUGCCGCUCCUCUGACCGCCUCCGUCCCUCUCCUCCGUGGAUGAACUUUCUCGCCGCCUGCGGGGACGCUGCGGCCGCACGCGUUGAGAUCAUGAAGACGACGCGGAAAUGCCGCGCGCUGCUGUCGGUGGCUCUGAACCUGGUGGCCCUGUUCUUCUCCACCACCGCCUUCAUCACCACGUACUGGUGCGAGGGCACCCAGCGCGUCCCCAAGCCCAACUGCAGCAAGCAGCGGCGCCACAACUGCAUCGACUACGGUGUGAACGAGACGGACCAGAACAAGGUGCACUACAGCUGGGAGACCGGGGACGACCGCUUCCUCUUCCGCCGCUUCCACACCGGCAUCUGGUACUCGUGCGAGGAGAACAUCCACGAGGCAGGUGAGAAGUGUCGGAGCUUCAUUGAUCUGGCCCCUGCGUCGGAGAGAGGUGUGUUGUGGUUGUCGGUGGUGUCAGAGGUACUCUACAUUCUGCUGCUGGUGGUCGGCUUCAGUCUAAUGUGUUUGGAGCUGUUCCACUCCAGCAACGUCAUCGACGGACUCAAGCUCAAUGCCUUCGCAGCCGUCUUCACCGUGCUGUCCGGUCUUCUGGGUAUGGUGGCCCAUAUGAUGUACACUCAGGUGUUCCAGAUCACCGUCAGUCUGGGUCCUGAAGACUGGAGGCCUCACAGCUGGGACUACGGCUGGUCCUUCUGCAUGGCCUGGGGUUCCUUUACCUGCUGCAUGGCUGCCUCCGUCACCACCCUCAACUCCUACACCAAGACGGUGAUCGAAUUCCGACACAAGAGGAAGCUGUUCGAGCAGGGCCUGCGCGAGGAGCAGAACUACCUGGACCAGGAGGCUUUCCACUACUUUCGGGAUCGCUCCCUCCAGUCCAUCUCCAGCACUGUGGACGUCUACCCUGGACACAGCGGAACCAGAGCCGGGAUCAUCGUUGGUGGUCCAGGUCCGGGACCAGGUCCAGGUCCUGGCCCAGGACGGGGCAAGAUGAGGGCUGCAUCGGCCUCCAUAGACCUGGUGGAGAACACAGACUCUCUGGGGGAGGAGCAGUGCUGAGUCACGUACAGGAAUGGGAGGGUGACAGUGAAGUGAUGAGGCGGACUGCUCCUUGAGGUGUGGAGCCAGACCACUGGCUUUCCUGCCAAAAUUGAAAGCACAGCAGCAUAUGUUGCAGUGCUAUGUGUAGUAUUUUAACAUCAAAAAAUUAUUUACAUUUUGAGACAUUAAAUCCUUUGAAAAUGUUGCUGUGGCAGGAGGUUACAGGACAAUGCUGAAAUGGAGCAUUACAGUAGCACAAUCAUUAAGUCAGUGAUGUCAGUUCCACAGCAAUAUUUAUCUGACAUUUGCUAACAGCAUUAAUGUGCCAAUCGUACCAGGAGUUCAUCCCCAAGUGUG